Dicentrarchus labrax (European seabass) is the source of this 2195-nucleotide messenger RNA. RefSeq names its product RAB38b, member of RAS oncogene family (gene rab38b). The coding region runs from base 158 to 814 and encodes 218 amino acids. Gene Ontology annotation, biological process: endosome to lysosome transport; phagosome-lysosome fusion. Gene Ontology annotation, molecular function: GTP binding; GTPase activity. The record is from RefSeq and is a predicted model, not a curated record. The transcript is spliced from 3 exons. Gene Ontology annotation, cellular component: lysosome; phagocytic vesicle; Golgi apparatus. NCBI's taxonomy places the organism in Eukaryota, Metazoa, Chordata, Actinopteri, Moronidae.
CCCUGAGCAGAUCACACACUUCCUUACAAGGAGGGCGGUCCCUUAACCCGUUACGAAGAGGGAGACACACGGGAUCAGGGGGACGAAGCCUCAAACUCUCUCUCAACACUGAGCCCGAGUUGCUGAAAGCUGCUGCGUCCGAGAUCCGACAGGUGGAAUGACCCAUCACACUUCACACACCAACGGCAUGCAGAAUAUCCGAAAAGAGCACCUGUACAAGGUGCUGGUUAUCGGAGACCUGGGGGUCGGGAAGACCUCCAUCAUCAGGCGGUACAUCCACCAGACCUACUCCACCAACUACCGGGCCACCAUCGGAGUGGACUUCGCCCUGAAGGUGUUGAACUGGGACUCUGAGACUGUCCGGCUUCAGCUGUGGGACAUUGCAGGUCAGGAACGUUUUGGAAACAUGACACGAGUGUACUACCGUGAAGCCAUGGGAGCCUUCAUAGUGUUCGAUGUGACGCGGCACACGUCCUUUGAGGCCGUCGUUAAAUGGAAAGAGGACCUGGACUCCAAACUAAUGCUGGCUGAUGGACAGAGCAUUGCCACCGUGCUGCUGGCUAACAAGUGUGACCAGGGCAGGGAGUUGACCAACAACGGCAUCAAAAUGGACCAGUUCUGCAAAGACCAUGGCUUCGUCGGGUGGUUUGAGACCUCUGCUAAGGACAACCUCAACAUAUCUGAAGCUGCAAACUUCCUGGUCAAGCACAUCAUGGCCACAGAGAAUGACAUCCUGAAAAGCGUGGUACCAGACACCAUCUCACCUCAGCUAGACUCCAACAGGCAGAUGAGCUGCUCUGGCUGUUUCAAAUAAUGAAAGGAGGGAGCGAUUGGGGGAACCAUACAGAAUGGAGACACAGAAGGACAAAGAGGGACAGGCACACCACAAGACCUUCUAAGCCAGACCUGCAGUACUGUUUGGCUUCUUUGGUCCAAACAGGAGUUGAAGACUUUAGUUUGCUGCAUGUCUGUGGUUUGUUUGUGUUCUCAGUGCCCAAUUACAAGCAAACCAGAGCUUGCAAACUAAAAUCACAUGGACUCAGAAGUUGCAUAUUUAUUUAAUAGAGUUUUGGUAACUUGUAAGACUGUGAGUUUAAAGUUCUUGGCAGACAAACAAGGACAACUUCAGGUAGCCAUAAUACCCUUAUCUGUGCUCUUUGACAUUUAAGUGUCAAACCGCCAACCUUACCUUUUGGGCCUCUUUUUAGCCAGUCAAGAUUAUGUUCUCUUUGAAGACAAGUUCACCUGGAAAAGGACUGGGAAGUGGCACAGAUCUGCCUGACCAAACUGAACAAGAAGACUAAAUCCUCCCAGCAUGCUUGAUGCAACACAUCCGAAGGUGUGCAGUGAUGACAGAAUGAAAACAGGAGUUUUGUUCAACUUAAAUCUGAUCUUCAACAUUUCAAGCAAGUAUUGCAAGUAUUGCAAGUAUUGCUGUCCUCCCUCUAUUUACCUUUACCUCUACAUGAACUGAAAAUAACUGUGGGAGACACUCAAGCUUCCCUUACCGUCUGCAAAAGCCAAAGAAAGCAGUAUUGACCCGUUUUAGUGGAUGGCCAUUGUGUAAUUAUGUGAAUUUUGCACAUGCAUUACUUUUUUUAUUAGGAUUUUUAUUUAUUUACAUUAUGCUUUUAUGAGUGUAAUGCUGCUUAAUGUAUUAUGUUAUUCUGCUUCUUCUUUCCUUUCUUCUUUCCUACAAUUGACUAUUGUGUAAGCCUUAUUUAAUUAGGCAAUUUAAGCAACAACACAUUCAUAUUUAUAGCAACAACUUGGUCGGGGAGAGCAGCUGCAAAGGGAGGGAGAGUUAAACACACACAAACAUCCUGGAGCUUGCCUUGUGUAACUCGUCUUUCAUGGCCAGUGGGCAGUUGCAUUGGAGCAGGUCAGGUUUUUCUUAUCAAAGGUGUGACACCCCUCCCACCAGCUUGGAGACUGUUCUGGCCAGCCUCAGGGGGUGGGAGGUAGUCAGCUGAUUGAGUUCACCUGGGCCCUUAGGCUAUAAAAGCUGCUCCUUGUGCUUCCUCCUGUCUUUCCCUUCCUAUAGCUUACACCCACCCUGCAUUGCUUUCUUGUGGUUUGCGCCUCCGUAUCAAAUUAACCACACAUCCAUGCACUGCUGACAUUUCUGAUAUACACACUCCAUUAUUCAUUUGUGUUAACUUUAGUUUUAAUAAAUUACUCUUGUUAUAAGUGAA